Molecule: messenger RNA, 1457 nt
Organism: Ilex paraguariensis (yerba mate)
Lineage: Eukaryota; Viridiplantae; Streptophyta; Magnoliopsida; Aquifoliales; Aquifoliaceae
Source: the annotation of a GenBank genome assembly
AAUUGUAAAGAAUUGACAAAUCUUGUGAAAUACGUAAUCCAUGUCCAAAUGAACAUAUUGGAAUGAGAAAUUUUCAUUUGUGUGAUUCACGGUUUCUAAAUAACCCACCUUGCUAAGGAUAGGACGAAUGUAUUCACCAUAGAGGUACGUGUAUCCGACAAAUAUCCAACAACGAUAAGUAUUUUAUUAAUUAUUUGAUAAGUAUAUGUAAGUAUCCGAUGAAUAUCAAUAUCCGAUACGUCUUGAACGUUUCGGAUACAGAUACGUCACCCUGAUCGAAGCAUCUGUGAUUCAUAGAUGGGAACCCAAACUCAUUUAUACAUACUCCCCUUGUUCCCUCAAAGUUAUGGAGUAAGACAUCAAUUUCUCAAUAAGGUCAAUUCUUAUGGGCUAUUUAGAAGCCUCAGGAUAUCAUUGAUUUUUCCCUAUAUGCUUUUACUCUUGGUUUCUUGUUUUCGAUGUAUCAAGAAAAAAUUUGUCUUUAGGUCUUUUACUUUUCUCUGGGCAAACUGUUGUUGGCCAAGUGAAGAGUAGUUUCUUUAUUUUUGGCACCUUGAAGACAAGCUAAAGAGACAUUAUAUACCAAGAAAUACGUAUAGCAGAGGGACGCAGACUCCAAUAAGUGCUUAUGUUGUUUCGUUGUCUGACAGCAUAUGUUCAAUUCUGUUAGUGCUAGCCCUCUGCAUACAAAGAUGUCGUUGAGGAGGGCUAAAUCUCCUGGUUGGGCUGCAUUUGACCUCAAGCAAAAACAGAAGCAAGGCCUUCUUGAAGUUGAUAAUGAACCUUUCCCACCUGUCUCAAAUACAGUUUACUCUCUGGGGCACUGCCAAAACCUGUUAAAGAAUGAUGAUAAUCAAGUGACGUCUUUCUCAUCUGUGCUAAUAUCUUCUAGAAGUUCCCCAACCUUGAUAGCUAGUAAGGAUUUGGAAAAACAACUUCAAGUUGGUAAUUGUAGUGGGAACUGGAGCAAUAAGAUCCUUGAGGAAAAUGUGGAAAGCAAAGUCGUAAGCCACGAGAAGCUUAAAAAGCUUCAGUCCUGGGCUGAAAAUAGCUUUCUUGUGGAUAUUAUGACUUGUGUGAACAACGAUAUUGACAAGACCUCAACUCUAUUGGAAGCAAUGGUUUUCUCUGCAGAGAAUGGGGAAACAGACAUUGCAAAUAUGAAAUCUAAUGAUGAGGAGACCCCUUUAGACAAUAUUCCAUUGCCAGGAACUAAAUAUGUAUUUUCAGAAGAGGCGACAAACCCUGAAGAACUGAGAUAUGUUGUUAAGGACUGUCUCAAUAACAACAGAAAAAAACUAAUAGCAGACCAUUCAUCUUCUCAAAACAUGCUUCCUACCAAUGCGGUGAUGAAGGCGGAUUUGGGUAACUUACGAUUUGUACCUGUUGAGCCCGAGUGGGAAGAGGAUGAUAUUUACUUUAUCCAUCGUAAAGAUGCAAUGAAGAUGGCGAGGUAA